AUGCACCGAGCAAAACGUACACCGACCCGAACAGAACGUACAACGCAUCGAGCAGAACGUACACCGCCCCGAACAGAACGUACAACGCCCCGAGCAGAACGUACACCGCCCCGUGAAGAAUGUACAACGCCCCGAGCAGAUCGUAUAACGACUCAAGAGAAACGUACAACGCCCCGAGCAGAACGUUCAACGAUCCGAACAGAACGUACAACGCAUCGAGCAGAACGUACACCGCCCCGAACAGAACGUACAACGCCCCGAGCAGAACGUUCAACGCCCCGAGCAAAACGUACAAGGCCCCGAGCAGAACGAACACCGCCCGAGCAGAACGUACAACGCCCCGAGCAAAACGUACACUACCCGAACAGAACGUACAACGCAUCGAGCAGAACGUACACCACCCCGAGAAGAACGUACAACGACCACAUAAGAACGUUCAACGACCCCAGCAGAACGUAUACCGCACCUAGCAGAACGUACAACACCCCGAGCAGAACGUAUACCGCACCGAGCAGACCGUACAACGCCCCGAGCAGAACGUACACCGCCCCUAGCAGAACGUACACCGCCCCGAGCAGAACGUACACCGCCUCGAGCAGAACGUACACCGCUUCGAGCAGAACGUAA
Molecule: messenger RNA, 627 nt
Organism: Mya arenaria
Lineage: Eukaryota; Metazoa; Mollusca; Bivalvia; Myida; Myidae
Product: salivary glue protein Sgs-4-like
Exons: 1
Coding region: 1-627 (208 amino acids)
Source: RefSeq, a predicted model, not a curated record